AUGACGUGUGAUUAUCGAGCUGCAAAGUCGGGCUUUGCUCUAGACGUACAACAAAAGCUUGCGGAAAAGUUUGAUGGGAAGGAGGCCGCCAAAACCCUCCGAUGGAUUAGAUUGUUGACUCCACCAGACGUCAAACCUCCUGGUCCAAUGUCGGAGGCCGUUGAAAAAAUACCAAAGGACAUUGAUGAUGUGACUAUGGAUGAGUAUUUUGAAUAUUUGUACAAUGGCCUUACUUUGGGUUAUUUGAUGGCAUGUCUGGAUCCCAAUUUUGCGUCAAGAGUGAACAGCUCUAGAACUUGGCAAGUUGCAGAGAAGACUAUUUUCGAAACCCCUCGACAGCGUGAACGUAUUGGUGUAUUUUUACAGUUUGCCGCUGAUCUUGGCGUCAAUUCCGCAUCUCGUUUCCAGACUGACCAGUUGUAUGAAAAAACAAAUCUUCCUCAAGUUGUCGUCUGUCUUAGCCAACUUGGGAUUGAAGCACAAGCUAAACCCGGUUUCAGAGGUCCAUCUGACUUUUGGGUUCACAAGCAUAAAGAAAACAAGCGUGCUUUUACAGAAGAACAGCUUCGCUCGGGAGAAACUGUGAUUGGAUUGCAAGCAGGAUACACUGGCGGCGCUACCGCCUCUGGUGUCAACUUUGGCGGUCGCAGACACAUAACAGAUACCUUCUAG
Molecule: messenger RNA, 672 nt
Organism: Trichobilharzia szidati
Lineage: Eukaryota; Metazoa; Platyhelminthes; Trematoda; Strigeidida; Schistosomatidae
Source: the annotation of a GenBank genome assembly